Molecule: messenger RNA, 474 nt
Organism: Paramecium primaurelia
Lineage: Eukaryota; Ciliophora; Oligohymenophorea; Peniculida; Parameciidae
Source: the annotation of a GenBank genome assembly
AUGAAUAAAAAAAAUUUAGGAUGGGACAUUGAAGAACAAUAAUAUCUAGAUAGUUUAAUACCUGGUAAUUUACCAAAAAUUGAGAAAAGACAUGCUGAGAACAAGUGUCAUAAAAUUAAGUCUAUUCUAGAUUCAAAAAUUAUAAAAUGUUCUUCUUCUAUUUAACUUAACUAAAUUAGUAAAUCUACAUAAAUAAGUACUUAAACUACUUAAACUGCAUUUUAAAAUACGCUUACUUCAAGUUUUUAAAGUCCAAUGAAUUUAACAAGUUAUCAAGCAUUAAGAUAUCCUCCAAAAUAAGAUGUUGUUUAUAAAUCAUCUAAAAAGUCAUAGUCACCAUUAAAAAGAAGGAAAUAUAGAUGUAGCAUAAUUAAUCUAAGUCAACCAUCAAUUUUAAGUCCAUAAGCAAAUAAUAAGCUGUACAAUAUCAAUAAAUAUUUAUAAUAAAAAUAUUCAUGUAUUAACUAUUUUUGA